Zootoca vivipara (common lizard) is the source of this 2320-nucleotide messenger RNA. RefSeq names its product solute carrier family 45 member 1 (gene SLC45A1). Gene Ontology annotation, cellular component: membrane. Lineage: Eukaryota; Metazoa; Chordata; Lepidosauria; Squamata; Lacertidae. Gene Ontology annotation, biological process: transmembrane transport. Gene Ontology annotation, molecular function: sucrose:proton symporter activity. The record is from RefSeq and is a predicted model, not a curated record.
AUGAUUCCUCCCACCACAGCGAGCCCUUCCAGCGAUGCCCUCUUCCCCACGUUAUCGUCUCAGGAACUGUGGAGGUCCCAGAUGGCAGGGUAUUCUGGAUCCGUCACCCGCCACAUCAGCCACCGGGCCAACAACUUCAAGCGGCACCCGAAGAGGAGGAAACACAUCCGGCCUUCGCCUCCCCCUCCGCCCAACACCCCUUGCCCCAUCGACCGGGUCCACUUUGGUGAGAUCCACCCGCAGAGGUCCUUCUGGGAACUGUUGUUCAAUGGGUGCAUUCUCUUCGGGAUCGAGUUCAGCUACGCCAUGGAGACUGCCUACGUGACGCCUGUCUUGCUCCAGAUGGGCUUGCCGGAUCAGCUGUACGGGAUGGUCUGGUUCAUCAGCCCAAUACUGGGUUUCCUGCUACAGCCCCUGCUGGGCGCCUGGAGCGACAGGUGCACCUCACCUUUUGGACGGAGGAGACCCUUCAUCCUGGUCCUGGCAAUUGGGGCAUUGAUGGGCCUUUCGCUGAUGCUGAACGGCAGGGAUAUGGGCACGGCCUUGACCGACACUGUGAGUGACCACAAGUGGGGAAUUGCGUUCACCAUCUGCGGAGUCAUUUUGAUGGACUUCUGUGCCGACUCUGCAGACAACCCCAGCCAUGCCUACAUGAUGGACGUGUGCAGCCCGUCGGAUCAGGACCGAGGACUCAACAUGCACGCGCUGCUAGCUGGUCUCGGAGGUGGCUUUGGCUACGUUGUGGGAGGAAUCAACUGGGACAGGACUGGCUUCGGCAGGGCGGCAGGGGGCCAGCUCCGGGUCAUUUACAUUUUUACCUCAAUCACGCUGACGCUAGCGACUGCCUUGACUCUAGUCAGCAUUCCCGAAAGGCCCUUGCAGUCUUUCAGCAAGCUGAAGAAGGUGAUGAAGAGCCCCAACUUCCCUCUUCCUCCUUCGCCGCCCCUUCUCUUCGAGGACUGCGGGAACGAAAACCUCACGGCCCAGAACCCCGUCCGUUUGUAUGCCAGUUUCACGAGCCCCAUUUCCCCGCUCAGCCCGCUCACGCCCAAGUACGGCAGCCUCAUCAGCCGGGACAACUCCUUGACGGGGCUGAGCGAGUUCGCCUCAUCUUUCGGGACCUCGAAUAUUGACAGCGUGCUCAUCGACUGCUUCACGGCAGGGCACGAUGGCUACUUGAGCAUCCCGGCUAGCUUGCCCCGGCAGGGCAUGAGUGUCAGCCUCCCUAGGGCCCCCGAAGGAUUCCACUGCCACGAAAGUGCCGCCUUCGAAGCAGGAGAGAAUGUCGGGGUGCUUGGGCCAGAGGGAGACGGCCUGAGGGUGGGUUCCCUGGACGCGAUAAAACCACGGUCGUCGGGAAUCCUGAAAAGACCGCAGACUUUAGCCAUCCCGGAUAUUAUCACAGGGAAUCUCCCCGAGAGCAGUAGGAGAAGGAACGUAACCUUCAGCCAACAGGUAGCAAACAUUUUGCUGAACGGGGUCAAGUACGAGAGUGAAUUGAACGGAUCGAGCGAACUGUCUGAGCAGCCACUUUCAAUGAAGCUCCUUUGCUCAACCAUCUGCCGGAUGCCCAAACCCUUGCGCAACCUCUGCAUCAACCACUUCCUAGGUAAACUUCCGAUUCCUCCCCCAGGCUGGCUCUCCUUCGAAGGGAUGCUCUUGUUCUAUACCGACUUCAUGGGAGAGGUGGUCUUCCAAGGGGACCCCAAAGCCCCUCACGAUUCUGCAGAGUAUCAGAAGUACAACGCCGGAGUCACCAUGGGCUGCUGGGGCAUGUGUAUCUAUGCGUUCAGCGCCGCCUUCUAUUCAGCCUCCCUGGAAAAACUGGAGGAAUAUUUCAGCAUCCGCACGCUGUAUUUUAUAGCCUACCUCGCCUUCGGGCUUGGCACAGGACUGGCGACGCUGUCGCGGAACGUCUACGUCAUUUUAUCGCUGUGCGUAACUUACGGCAUUUUGUUUUCGACACUCUGCACGCUUCCAUACUCGCUGCUGUGCGACUACUACCAGAGUAAAAAGUUCGCAGGAUCGAAUGAAGACGGCACCAAAAGAGGCAUGGGGGUGGACAUCUCCCUCCUGAGCUGCCAGUAUUUCCUGGCUCAGAUCCUCGUCUCCAUAGUGAUGGGGCCUUUGACAGCUGCCGUGGGCAGCGCCAAUGGGGUGAUGUACUUUUCCAGCGUGGUCUCCUUUGUCGGCUGCCUGUAUUCGUCCCUCUGCGUCAUUUACGAGAUCUCGCCGGGCGAGGAAAUGGCCGAGGAGCAACAACCGCUGAUUCUGAGCGCAUGAAGCUGGUGCGGGUGCCGCGGUGCUGUGUGAGAGACAG